Messenger RNA from Meloidogyne enterolobii, 363 nucleotides. The record is from the annotation of a GenBank genome assembly. Lineage: Eukaryota; Metazoa; Nematoda; Chromadorea; Rhabditida; Meloidogynidae.
UUUUUCAAAGUUUAUCUGAUUUUAUUUUCUAAAAAUUUGAGGGGCACGUUAUUCCUUGUUUUGAAUUUCAUUAUAAUGAUUGCGAUUCCUCUUAUUUUCCGCAGUUUUUUUCGAAGUGGAAUGACAGGCAAAAAGGGACGAGGAGGUAUGCCUGGACCGAUGGGAAAUCUUUUUGGCUUCUCUCAAUCAACUGCCAGAGUUAUUAACAAAGAAGAUAUAAAAACAACUUUUAAAGACGUGGCUGGUUGCGAAGAAGCAAAAAUUGAAAUUAUGGAAUUUGAAAAUUUUUUGAAGAAUCCUCAGCAAUAUCGAGCGCUUGGUGCAAAAAUUCCAAAGGUUAAAUUUUUAGAUAAUUUUUAUUAG